This is a messenger RNA of Megalops cyprinoides (Indo-Pacific tarpon), 1469 nucleotides long. Its product is annotated as muscleblind-like protein 3. The record is from RefSeq and is a predicted model, not a curated record. Lineage: Eukaryota; Metazoa; Chordata; Actinopteri; Elopiformes; Megalopidae. Gene Ontology annotation, molecular function: metal ion binding. The coding region runs from base 134 to 1369 and encodes 411 amino acids. The transcript has 11 exons.
GCGGGACUGAUCGUCCCCCCGCCCCCUCCCCACCCCGAUGGGUUUCUGAAUCCUGCGGGACAGCGGACCCUGGGAUUGAAGUUGCCUAGUUACUCCCCCUGGGUUGGUCCCCAGAGAGUCCUGAGCACCUGCUAUGGCUGUCAACGUGGCCAUGGGCCGCGACACCAAGUGGCUGACGCUGGAGGUGUGCCGGGAGUUCCAGAGGGGCACCUGCUCCCGCUCCGACGCCGAGUGCAAGUUCGCUCACCCCUCGCGCAGCUGCCACGUGGAGAACGGCCGCGUCAUCGCCUGCUUCGACUCGCUCAAGGGGCGCUGCACACGUGAGAACUGCAAGUACUUGCACCCCCCGCCCCACCUGAAAACACAGCUGGAGAUCAACGGCCGCAACAACCUGAUCCAGCAGAAGACGGCCGCCGCCAUGUUGGCUCAGCAGAUGCAGUUUAUGCUGCCGGGAGCACAGCUGCAGCCCAUAACGACGUUCCCAGUCACGCCUUCCCUGGCCACCAGCCCCAGCAUGGCUUUCAGCCCGUACCUGAGCCACAUGAAUCCGGGGAUGGGCCUGGUUCCGGAGCUGCUGCCCAGCGCCCCCGUGCUGGUCCCGGGGAGCCCCACCACCCUCGCCGUGGGCGGCAGUAACCCCGCGCAGAAACACCUGCGCACCGACAAGCUGGAGGUGUGCCGGGAGUUCCAGCGGGGCAACUGCACGCGCGGGGAGAACGACUGCCGCUACGCGCACCCUCAGGAGGCUGCCAUGGUGGACGGCAGCGAGAACUCGGUCAUCGUCUGCAUGGACUACAUCAAGGGCCGCUGCUCCCGGGACAAGUGCAAGUACUUCCACCCGCCCGCCCACCUGCAGGCCAAGAUCAAGGCGGCGCAGCACCAGGCCAGCCAGAAUGCAGCCGCCGCGGCCGCCAUGGCCCUGCCUCCAGGGGCGCUGCAGGCGCUACCAAAGAGACCCGCCCUGGAGAAGACCAACGGAGCCGCCACCACGGUCUUCAACCCCAGCAUGUUCCACUACCAGCAGGCUCUGGCCAACAUGCAGCUCCAGCAGCCAGCCUUCAUCCCCACAGGCUCUGUCCUGUGCAUGGCGCCCUCUGCCGGCGUUGGGCUUUUCAAACCCCCGGCCCCACUGUUGGCGGAGGGCCGCUGGGAGAGGCGGGACUGGAGCAGCUGCAGGCACCCCCACAGCCGCUCUCUGUCAGUGCCCAGCAUUACCGUUCCCAUGAUGCACGGUGCCACGCCUUCCGCUGUUACGUCGGCCACGACCCCCGUCACCAAUGUCCCUUUUGCUGACACUGCGGCCUCCAAUCAGAUUUCCCAAUUAUCAAUAGAUGAACUGAAUAGCAACAUGUUUGUUUCACAGAUGUAACCAUUGCCCAUAGAAAAUAGACCCCAACGAGGUUCUGAACGCCUGCCCAGUGGAUCUCCAAUGCAUCUCCGUCGAAACCCAGCUCCACCCAGUCCCCAAA